This is a messenger RNA of Dentiscutata heterogama, 1504 nucleotides long. Lineage: Eukaryota; Fungi; Glomeromycota; Glomeromycetes; Diversisporales; Gigasporaceae. The record is from the annotation of a GenBank genome assembly.
AUGGAAACCGAUAGCGAUACACCUACGAUGAGAGGAUCUGAUGAUGAUUUUCAAGAAACCGACAAAACUACAUAUGAGAAAGCUCAAUUAUUUGGAAGUGAAAAAGGUGUCGAAGUUGACCUUGAACCAGAUAAAAUUAAACUUGAUAAAAAACAAGGAAUGUAUCAAAUUACUAAACACAUAUAUGUAGAUAAACUUUUUUAUAAUAUUUUUCCCAUGGAAUAUCCUAUUACAUCGGAAAAUGGCGUAGCAAUUAUAAUUAAUAUUGAAUAUGUUAGAUCAAAUGUGGAUGCUGAAAACUUUACCGACUUUAUACAAUAUGAUACAAGAAAAAGUUGUGAUAAUAGCGAAGUUAAUUGCUAUUUACUCAAUACCAAGGCUAAAAAAAUAUCUUUAAAUUGUCAAGGUGUUAAAGUAUGUGAAUAUUUUAAAAAUAGAAAUAAAGAUCAUUGUCAUGUCGAUUUCGACACAGAUUUUAUAAAUAUGAAUAAAACUCAUACGCGACAUAAAGAUAAAUCGGAGAGAUCAUGCGAUAGUAUAUUUCCUUAUAAUUCAAAACAAAAUACUUGUGGAUUUGUUCAUAAAUCUUCACGAGAAGGAAUUCUUAAAAAAUCAGAUUGCAAUGUAAAGUUCUAUGGAAUUAUACCAUUAGAUCGAAAAAUACCAUAUGUAAUAUUGGUAUGCAAAGGCAAACAUUCUCAUCCACCUCCCCAACCUAAGUCAAUGGAUCCGCAUAUGUCAAAUAUGAUGCUUGAGUUAACAUCAAUUAAUUUAUCUUUUGGUCCCUAUAUCAAUAUUACUGCUGAUAAAUUACUAAGCGAUAAUUUUAUAAGAACUGUUAUUGGUGAUAAAGACUUUCAAGAAAUCCAAAAGUCUUUAACUAGUGAGAAUGAGCUUAGAAAAUUAUUAGCAAAAGUUCAAAAAUCUUCAUUUGGACAGGACUUGAUAGGUUUACAUUUUAAUAUUUGGUCCGGAAAUUUAUCUGAUUAUAUACAACAAUUUGAGGGUUGGAAAUGCAUUCUUGGCAAUCUUGAUAAAGUCCAACUUGAAGGAUUUGGUCGUGCUUUAAGCAAAUUAAACCAUAGUUCUUGUUUAAAUGAAGAUCUUAAAAAAAUUUAUAAAAUUUGUAGUUCCCAUUUCAAAAAAGAAAUUCAAAACAGCAAAUAUUCAAAAGCUAAUCAAAAUCUUAUGGAAGAGUUAUUGGAUGCGCCUUCUGAAAAAAUAAAGCCGAUAUUUAAAUCAUUAAAAUGUUCGAAUGAAAUUGAUAUUGAAGACUGGGUUGAUUUUUAUGCUACUAAUUGGGUAACAGCCUUAUUAAACCCUUCUAACUCACAAAUAAAUAAAGAAAUAUGGAAUUCAGCACCGGAUAUUACGGCGAAAUUAUGCAAUGAAAAUGCGUAUCACGAUGGAAAUAUGACUUUACUUGAUGCAAUUAUAACAGCAAAAGACUAUGAUAAGCAACAACAUUCUGAUACAUAUAAUAAUAUUAAGAAAUCUAACAAUG